This is a messenger RNA of Bursaphelenchus xylophilus (pine wood nematode), 3631 nucleotides long. The record is from the annotation of a GenBank genome assembly. NCBI's taxonomy places the organism in Eukaryota, Metazoa, Nematoda, Chromadorea, Rhabditida, Aphelenchoididae.
AUGGUCGACGAUUUUGCCGAGUAUGAAAACAAAGAUAAGGUCGGGGAGGGAGGCGAGGUUAUCCGACGAAAUCCCCCGCCUUUCGUAGUAAGUGUUUUAUUACUUGAUCCCUUUUUCUAAAAGAUUUUCUAAACACGAUUUUUAGGUAGAAAGGCCAUUAAGUUCUGGAGAGCAUCCCCUUGAGUAUAGUUACACAUUCUCUUAUUUCCAAAGGCCUACCGGUAAAUUUGAUCCGGAAGAUUAUGCACAUUUCGUCCAACCUAUUGCGAUCUUCAACUCUGUAGAACAAUUCUGGGAGGUGUACAAGCACGUUAAACGGCCGUCUGGUGAGGGUUCAUCUUCCUUUUCAUUUUUCUUGGUUUAGAUAUCAAUCGAAAGGCCGAUUUUCAUCUGUUCAAGAGAGGUGUUAAACCAGUUUGGGAAGAUUCGGCCAACAGGAAAGGAGGGAAAUGGAUUCUGAGGCUGAAAAAGGGACUUUCAUCCAGGAUCUGGGAGAACCUUAUAUUAGCUAUGAUAGGUAAGAGAGCCGUUAUCAGUCAUUUAUCGCGAAAGAGAAAAUGUAUACAUCUACUAAAACGUUUACCUUUUAAAGUAAUGGUCUAUUAACUUGUUUUAGGUGAGCAAUUCCUUGUCGGCGAAGAGAUCUGUGGCGCUGUCUGUUCCGUUCGUAAUCAGGAAGAUAUCAUCUCGUUGUGGAACAAGACAGCUAAUCAUCAGGGAGUCACAAAUCGGAUUCGCGACACCAUGAGACGUAUUCUGAACCUUCCCAACCACGCCAUCCUCGAAUACAAACGCCACGACGAUUGCCUUCGUGAUCAGAGCUCUUAUCGACACACGGUUCCGGCUUUCCGCUAAAUCAUUUGGUGCAUGAUAUUAAUAUCUUUUUUUAACAUUGCCAAAUUGUUUAUAAACUAUUGGCAAGAUAAGUGCAUAAAUAGUGCGUGGGCAAGCGUAAUAUUUAUCUGGGGAAUUCACCUGGCUGGAGGAAUUCUUGAUAUUAGAAUUUUAGUGUUCAUCUGCAGGAACCACGGAGUUACAAAGCAUUAACUGCUCGUGUGCGAUGUUUAGGUCCUUACUGUUGCAGUUACCGAACACCUGCCAUCCUUCUGGUUCAAAUAUUUGCAUAAAAUAAUACGGUUUAUCACAAUUUCUAAUCACGAGGUCAAUGAUACCUUCCUCUUGUUUAUCAAUUCCCAUCCGAUAAACGGUGUAUGGCGAAUUUGGAAUGGCUGGCAGGCUGCGGCCAUAACUGUUCUUGAAUCAUUCUGUCUUUAUUAAAAUUCCUUUGCGGAAUUAAGCUACCACUUUUAUCUUUUUAUUGUUCAUUUAUUUAACGUUUCAAUAUUUUUACUGGAUCCAUUUUCUACUCCAUGGAGUAGAAACUAUUUUGUUUCUGUGAAGAGUAUACAAGUAUUACUCUUUUGGCAUUCAGGCUAGAUUUUGGCAUUUCGUCUCAGCCUCCCGUCUGACGUUUGACGGUUCAUCUCAAUAAAUUUUUUUGGUCUUAGAACGAUUAUUUUCCGUUGUUUAUCUCGAUCGACGUUCGGAAAGUUUCUUUCUAGCCGAGUAACCGCCAUAACAUAUGAUCUGAAUAGUCGGUUUGGGUAAUUGAUUUGCAACGCCAAUUCAAGUGUAAUGAGUCAUGUAAAUUUGUUUAAUUCCACCUUAAUUUAAUUGUUUUCGAGUCGAUUUCUCUUCGGCGUUUAUCGCUCUUCGUCCUUUCGUUUGAUAUCAAUUGGCGUUCGAAGUUGAGAAGAUCCUUUCCCUUCUCUUUCUACAUUAUUAUUUAUUUCAGGUAUUUUACCGCGCUUAUGAAGCGCUUCGCACUGCCUUGAAGGCCCUAAAUACCCUCAUGAUGCACUCAGUCUUUAUCUAUGUUGUGCUUCUUUUUUCUGCUACAAAUGCUCAAUUCUUAGUUGAGGUGGUAAGUUUAAAGGCAUCAUUUAGGCUGUUUGAAUUAAGCUUUUUUUCAAUUACUUAAUUCUUUAAGUUGGAACAGACCGCUUUCGGGAGUCAGAGACCGGUUAUGAGAUGUGAGGCCACCGGUGCCAACUUUGGGAUGGAUGUGAUUGACUUUACAUUCAGCAAUAAGGCUGUCGGAUGCGCCAUUCCUGUUGACCCAAAAUAUGCAUGUGAACCUUCUAAGGUAAGAUAAUUCACGCUUUGCUUCUUCCGCGUUUAGAUUCGUGGCUUUUAUGAAUGUCAUAACCUGUUCAUUUCAGUUUCCGAAGAUAAACACCACUGAACUUUGUGAUUCAUACUUUGCUGUUGUCCCGCAAGGGAAUUGUAGUUUCUCGGUCAAAGCAUACAAUGUUCAGAAUGCAACUCCAGUUGGUUAUGACGCUUUGAUCAUCUACACUGCACCCCAUAAGAGUCCGGUUCCAAUGUCAGGAGCUGAACACGCGGGGGACGUGAAGAUUCCAUUGGUGAUGGUGAAUUAUAAAUGUAUGGUUAAUAUUUUGGGGCAAUACGGAGUCGAACACGGGUGGGUCACUUUGAAAAAUCGUAGUACUUAGAAGUAAAUUAUAUGUAAGAAUGCUAUAUGUUUUAGGUACCUGGUAACAAUCAAGCCAUCCCCUGGAUAUUACGAUUUAAUCAAGUAUUUAGUCCCCUUUGUAGUUAUCGUCGGGUUCUGCUUUGUUGUUUUAUUUGUAUCACUUGUAAGUUUGUUUUUUUUUGAAACGAGUUUUUUAUCUGUUUUUAGGUAAUACGGCUUUGUCGAGAAAGGAGAAGGUUAGCUCGCAAGCGACUUUCCAGAUCCAAUCUAAAGAAAAUUCCGGUCAAGAAAUUCAAGAAGGGAGAUUGGGCCGAGACAUGUGCUAUUUGUUUGGAUGACUUCCAGGAAGACGAGAAAGUUCGUGUAUUGCCUUGCAGACAUGGUACGCCUUUUUUAUAAUUGUUUAUAUUUUUUGUUUAGCAUAUCAUUGUAAAUGUAUUGAUCCCUGGCUCACCAAGAAUCGAAAAGUCUGCCCGAUUUGCAAGCGUAAAGUCGGACCUUCUACUGGAUCGGAUUCUGAUUCGGACACGGAGAGAACAGCUCAGUCUUCAAGUACCAUCACUACACGAGAAGAAGAUCCUCUCAUUCAAAGUCAGCAGCCUCGGACCACAGAUUCUAGCGCCAAUUUUUUAGGGCGUUCGUCCCAGCCCCGCACGUUCCGCGGGUUCAGCUGGUUCCGUUCUUCUACCAAUACACAUGAUGACCCGGAUCAACCGAGCACUUCUCGUGCUGUCCAAGAAGUUCCUCAUGAAGAGGAAGAUCUAUCAGUUGGGUCGCGGAUUAGAGCAGCGAUGGGAAGGAAAUGGCAAAGCUUCAGGUCGAGCAUUGGCCGUAAUGGUGAUAAUCCUCAUAGUAGACUUGAUAAUGACGAUACAAUCUCGACCACCGUCACGGAAGUUGAGGUAGGUGGUAAUUGAGUGACUGAACUAUGUGCUUCAUUGAUUCUUUCCAGGUAGAGUCUAUAUCAGAAGCUGAGCCUCCAGGAUUGGUUAAUCUUGAUCAUAUUUCUACAGAUAAUAUAAAUCAAAUUAUUCCGGUGUCGGUUGAGGUAAGAACAUCUUCUUUUGAAUCUUCCAUGUUUAGGUCCAACCUCACGUGCAGCAAGUGGAAGUAGAGAUCCAUCAACCCGCAUGA